AUGUUCUCCAAGGCCCUCGGACUUUUCGCUGCUCUCAGCGCCGUUGCAACUGCCCUCCCCGCUGUGCACAACCUCAACAACGUGCGCCACCAUGCGCACUCCAUGCACCGCCAUUUGAUGGCCCGCCAGGAGAGCACCAACAUCACCAGCGACGGCGUCCAGAUCGUCAACAACAUGGAAAAGACCGUCUACCUCUGGUCCGUGUCCGACGUCUCCAGCGACAUGUACACCCUCAACAGCGGCGAGACCUACUCUGAGAACUGGCGCACCAACCCCAACGGCGGCGGAAUCUCCAUCAAGAUCUCCUUCAGCCCCGAGCAGACCAACGUUCUGCAGUACGAGUACACCUACGAGAACCCCACCAUCUGGUGGGAUCUCUCCUGCAUCAACAUGGGUGACAACUCCGAUUUCACCACCAUGGGCUUCGCCGUUAGCUCUACUGACUCUACCUGCGAGUCUGCUACUUGCGCUGCUGGCGACGUUGCCUGUGCUGCUGCCUACUUGCUUCCCGACGACAACUGGGCUACCCACUCGUGCGAGAGCAGUGAUCUGCUCAAGCUCGACCUCGGAUCUUCUAUCCUUUAA
Messenger RNA from Talaromyces amestolkiae, 585 nucleotides. RefSeq lists its product as uncharacterized. The record is from RefSeq and is a predicted model, not a curated record. The transcript has a single exon. The coding region runs from base 1 to 585 and encodes 194 amino acids. NCBI's taxonomy places the organism in Eukaryota, Fungi, Ascomycota, Eurotiomycetes, Eurotiales, Trichocomaceae.